Messenger RNA from Phyllostomus hastatus (greater spear-nosed bat), 5585 nucleotides. It is a transcript of the gene BMPR1B, whose product is annotated as bone morphogenetic protein receptor type 1B. Gene Ontology annotation, biological process: protein phosphorylation; dorsal/ventral pattern formation; BMP signaling pathway. Gene Ontology annotation, cellular component: signaling receptor complex; plasma membrane. The record is from RefSeq and is a predicted model, not a curated record. Lineage: Eukaryota; Metazoa; Chordata; Mammalia; Chiroptera; Phyllostomidae. Gene Ontology annotation, molecular function: transforming growth factor beta receptor activity, type I; ATP binding; SMAD binding. The transcript is spliced from 13 exons. Bases 339 to 1844 code for a protein of 501 amino acids.
AGAAGUUGAUGGUCGCUGUGGUCGGAGCGGGGCGCUGAGUUGGCUCGGGGCCUGCGCGGGAGCCGGGUUCUGGACGGCGAGGUCUGCGGUGCUCGGAGGAGGACCACGGUGCCGGAGCGGAGCGCAGCGGAGGGUAAGGUUUCAGCGUGGUCAAGAGAGUGACUCUGUCUGACGACAGAGUUGGAUGUACCUUGUCUGAAUCAUCAAGAGCAUCGUGUGCCACAAAUAUCUGCAGCAUAUUUAUCUGGUGUUUUGCUUCUUCGUGACCUGGUCAGAUUCCUGGAGGAUAAAGAAGACAUAAGCCAAGCUACACUGAGUUCUCAGACUUCCUUGACAACAUGCUUUUGCGAAGUUCAGGAAAAUUAAACCUGGGCACCAAGAAAGGGGAUGGUGAGAAUACAGCUCCCACCCCUCGUCCAAAGCUCUUGCGAUGUAGAUGCCACCACCAUUGUCCAGAAGAUUCGGUCAACAAUAUUUGCAGCACAGAUGGAUAUUGUUUCACGAUGAUAGAAGAAGAUGAUUCUGGGACACCUGUGGUCACUUCUGGAUGUCUGGGACUAGAAGGCUCAGAUUUUCAGUGCCGGGACACUCCCAUUCCUCAUCAAAGAAGGUCAAUUGAAUGCUGCACAGAACGGAAUGAAUGUAACAAAGAUCUACACCCUACACUGCCUCCACUGAAAAACAGAGAUUUUGUUGAUUCACCUGCACACCACAAAGCCUUACUUAUAUCUGUGACUGUUUGUAGUUUGCUCUUGGUUUUUAUCAUUUUAUUCUGUUACUUCAGGUAUAAAAGACAAGAAGCCAGACCUCGGUACAGCAUCGGGUUAGCACAGGAGACUUUCAUUCCUCCCGGAGAAUCCCUGAAAGACCUAAUUGAGCAGUCUCAGAGCUCAGGAAGUGGAUCAGGCCUCCCUCUGCUGGUCCAAAGGACUAUAGCUAAGCAGAUUCAGAUGGUGAAACAGAUUGGAAAAGGUCGCUAUGGGGAAGUUUGGAUGGGGAAGUGGCGUGGCGAAAAGGUAGCUGUGAAAGUGUUCUUCACCACCGAGGAAGCCAGCUGGUUCCGAGAGACAGAAAUAUACCAGACUGUCUUGAUGAGGCAUGAAAACAUUUUGGGAUUUAUUGCUGCAGAUAUCAAAGGGACAGGAUCCUGGACCCAGCUGUACCUGAUCACAGACUAUCAUGAAAAUGGCUCCCUCUAUGAUUACUUGAAGUCCACCACUCUAGAUAUUAAAUCGAUGCUGAAGUUAGCCUAUUCUUCUGUCAGUGGCUUAUGUCAUUUACACACCGAAAUCUUUAGUACUCAAGGCAAACCAGCAAUUGCCCAUCGAGAUCUGAAAAGUAAAAACAUCCUGGUGAAGAAAAAUGGAACUUGCUGUAUAGCUGACCUGGGCCUGGCUGUUAAAUUUAUUAGUGAUACCAAUGAGGUGGACAUCCCGCCCAACACUCGAGUUGGCACCAAACGCUACAUGCCCCCAGAAGUGCUGGAUGAGAGCUUGAACAGAAAUCACUUCCAGUCGUACAUCAUGGCUGACAUGUACAGUUUUGGGCUCAUCCUUUGGGAGGUGACUAGGAGAUGUGUAUCCGGGGGAGUAGUGGAAGAAUACCAGCUUCCCUACUAUGAUCUGGUGCCCAGUGAUCCCUCUUUUGAGGACAUGAGAGAGGUUGUGUGCAUCAAAAAGCUGCGUCCCUCGUUCCCCAGCCGGUGGAGUGGCGAUGAGUGUCUCCGGCAGAUGGGGAAGCUGAUGACGGAGUGCUGGGCGCACAACCCUGCCUCAAGACUGACGGCCCUGCGUGUUAAGAAAACACUUGCCAAAAUGUCGGAGUCCCAGGACAUUAAACUUUGAUCCGAGGGGUUGGGGGGCAUUACUGGAGAAAGUCAGAUCUUCUUCUCUUUGUGGGCAAAGCAAAAAAUGUUCCAGACACAUCCACAGUGCAAGCCUUGAACGCGGCCCUGCUUCCCAGCGGGUCCAGCCUCACCUCUCAGGGAGCAGCCUCCACGAAGAAGUUCCCAGAAACAAAUUUAUCGUGUCUGUAGGAGGUUGAAACUGCUUGGGUAACUUGUUCAAGAAAUGAUGCUUUUUGCUUUCUAAGAAAGCCCCAUAUUUUGAGAUUGCCCCCUCUUUACCCCCAAAAGAUGCUUUAAUUUUGCCAAAAUAUAACAAUUAAUUUAGGUGUUUUAAGGUUUAUACUAGUAUAGUUUAAAUAAUAACAAUGGAAGUUCUUGCCAGAAAUUCUGCUGGAAAGUAAAUUAAAAUAGUUUUUCCAUUGGUAAAAUGUUAUUGCACUCUACAAACCAAAAGACAGUCUGUGAAGUUGGAGAAUGCAGAGUGGAACUCUCUGGAAAGCCCCUGCCCCACCCCUCAGACCACUUUGGCCAGCCCACUCUGGGCGCCACCUCAGCAAUGUGAAUGCACCUGGGUACAAACACCACCUGUCUGGGACCACCUGUGGGGGUUCCUGCAGGUGGCCUUUUGCAGCUUCAGAGGAUAUGGAACAAAUGAAGAUUUUAUGUGAUUCUAGUAGAAGUAGUAAGUGUCAGUGUUCUUCUUCAGAGCCAUGUGGUGUUUCUGAUUCUGUUGGGUAUUUCUUUCAUGGUCGAGUCCCUUCCUUUUCAUUAAACACAAACAAAGCCUUUUUUUAAAAAUAAUGUGCAGAGAAUUGACCCAUGCAUGCUUUUGAUCUCUCAUCAAAAAGUUCAAUAUUAAAUAAAAUUGCCAUCAGUUGCGUUGAAGACCACACACUUUACAAUAGAGAUACUGGGCUCUUGUGUUGUAAGAAGACCAUGUCAGUAGGGAAGAGGGUGGGGGUACACAGGGCUCCUUUCUCAUAUACGCAGAAGAGCCCAUCUCAGAAGCACAAGGGGAAAGUUAUGCGCACCUUACUUUGUAUAGAUAAAACCAGUUUCUUUUCGUUAUUAUCUGUCUCUUUUGUGUCUGAGUUAAGAGAAGAAGAAGCCUAUGUCAGGUUAAUUUAACUAAAUUUUAAUUUAAAAAAAUAGAUACGUAUAACCUCCAAAUGGGACAGCAGAGGAGAGCUAGUGGAGGCCACAAAAGAGUAUGGCUGCUGUGACUUAUUUUGCUAGAAUAGACAUGGACUGAGUAUAUACAUUAUAGGUGAUCAUUUCACAUCUUAGGAAUACUGACUCUAUUUUAUUUUAUUUUCAUGCUGUUCAGUUCACUUUUUAAUUUAUUAAUUUUGUAUUCUCUGUGGCAACUGUGCAAAACAUCUCUUCACCUACCGGAUUCUGCCCGGUUUUCACUUUGAGCAACAGGAGUCCGAUCAUAGAUAGGGCCCAUGUUCCUGAGCAACAGGACCAUAAAGUCCAAAGUCGUAUGCAUCCCCCACACCUUUAUUCAUUUACAUGUCCUUACUAUGGCUUUCGUCUGCUGCUCAGAAAUUCUGUAAUUUAGUAAGGAAUUGGGAAGUGCUUUCCCCUCAGCCUCUUAAAAAAAGGACGUUUCUUCCAGACUACUCCAGGGGGCAGUGUUUUAUAACACAUUUCCACCACUUGCUGACUGAAGGAUGGAGAUUUUUUGAAAAUUUGACAGCUGCAUGAAAAAUGGGAAAAUGUUUUUCUCACUUCUGAAGUCGGCUUGCAGCUGGUGGCUUGUUCAUUGAUGAAACAUCCGAGAGCAAAGAGUGGCUGUGAGCGGUGCUGAUUCGGGGCGGGUGCUGAGAGGAAACACAGUGUUCUGUACGCAGCCCUCACUUUCCAAGGCUUCAGAGCCACAUUUUGUUUGUAACAAAGAUUUUUUGAUUCUUGAAUAUGAACAAAAUCUGUUUUUUAAAAAAAUUAGACACAGUUGGUUCCAAAUAUAAUUUUAAUCCAAAUAUUGCUUUUUUUUUUUGGUGAUACUGAAAUAACCUGACUGGCAAUGUGAUGAUGGUUGCUUUCUCUUGUGUCAAAUUGUGUUCUUUGUGAUAGCUUAGAAGGAAUGUGUGGCCUGAACUAGGUGUGAUACUCAUCUGAGCCAUGGAGAGAGACGCCAGUGCCUCCGGUCAGAUCGUCCACAGACAAACAAGUACACAUUUAUGCCAGUCGAGUGAGGACAUGUUUUGGUUUCCUGAUUUUUCCUAAAUGUUAAGUGAGGUUGGACUUAUUUUUUUAGACAAAAAUGUGUGUUCUUUUUGGUAAGUUUUUAUAUAUGAUAACUUCAAAUCAGAAUAUUUUGGGGGGAGGUGAUGAUUUGAAAGUUAACUAGUUUUCUAGGGAGGUGUUGGUUCUAAUGAAAAAUAGCAGGAAAUUUCUUCUAUAUUACUUGAUUAGUUGCUUUGCAAAAAUCAAUAGCUUCUUUUCUAUUUCUCAACCUGAUUUACUCACCAUGAACAUUUAAAAGUUAUUUCUGAGAUACUUCAAGACAUCUAUUUAGUUAUUACAGUCUUUCAGUGCAACAAGAAUUUAUUUAUGAAUAGAUGUUUCUGUCUUCCAAAAAUUCAGCUUAGAGAAUCCUAAAGUGUUCUUAAACAGACUACCUACUCACUUCCAAAUAAUUAUUUUUCAUUUUUAAAUUUCUAGUAGCUCAGAAGUGAAUUGUAUUUUAUUUUAUUUUAUUUCCUUUUUGUUUUACCUUUCUAUAUAAUAAGUGGGAACCUGGAAAUUAAUAAUGUAGUUGAUUUCUUACUGUAAGGACUAUUUCAAAGACUAAGAUUUCCUCCUAGUCACUCUCCCAGAGGUGUCCUCAGAUACUAGUUGCUAGCUAAUAUAAGUUUUGUAUGCUAAGAUGAUCAGGUUUAUAGUUUAUUAUGUGUGUAUAUUUUCUACAAAUAUAUAUGUAUAUAUAAAUAUUAUGUUCAAUUUGGAGUCUGGCACAACUCCAUUUUGUGGAUUAGAGAUUUAAAUAUUAUGGAUGAUAAAGCACUAAAUGAAACAUAAUAUUUAUUUAUGAAAGUUGUGUAGAUUGUUAACUCACAAGUAACAGUGCUAUGAACAUUGUAUGUGAGGAGACAGGCUUGGACCUCCUGGAAAGCACCGCUCGAAACUCACUAGUGACCAUUCUUUUUACUCUCAAAACAUGAAGCUGCUUAGAAAACAUGCUAAGACUUUAUUUACAGGGAAUUCCUUGCUUCACUUGUGUAGCCGGGUGUGGCAAGUACUAGAAACAACCGAAUUUCAUGUUUCUAGAGUCAUGCAUAUUCAUUAGAAGUUCCAGUGUUUUAUGUCAUUGGUCUGUCCUAGUUUUUCUCUGUAGGUGGAAAGGCACCGAAAGAAGUAUAGUUUUUAAACUUGAAUAGUUCUGUGGUUAUAACUCCUUAGAAAACUCAGUCAUGUAGCAGUGGAAAUGAACAAAAUGGCACCAAAAGUGUCAUUAUUUAGCAAUUAUGAUUUAGCGAUUAUGAUUGCUCUUAUAAAACAAAACAAAACAAAAAAAACAAUGCCAUAUUUUUUUGAGAAGAGUUGGCAAUAUAUAAAGGGUUUUGUUGUCUGUUUCAAAAGAAGACUGAUUUGUGUUCUUUUGGGGAACCAGUGCCUUAUUGAAUUUGUAUAUACUGUAAUUAUUCAGGACUAGGGAACAAACAAUUGUAUUGGUUACAAAUUGUUUAUGGCUUUGUUUGAACAUUCCCCCAAAUAAAAUGGUUUCAUUCUC